UUUCUGUCUUAUAAAGUCUCAUUACUUGAUUUGUUUUCUUUUCCCCUCUUUUCGUGAGGCCCCAUGAAGCUGGAAAUUCCCCCAAACCCAGACUAAUCACACACCUGGAGUUAAACUCUCCUGGGAAUUUCACACUUUCAGCACUUUCCCAUGCGCAAAGAAAAAAUAAAUCCGAUACAAUGUUUAGCCUGACGUCACGUCUCGUUUCUAACCGUCGCCUGAUUGACUGAUUGACAGGUGGCUUAAAAAAUCGUAUCCAGCAUUAACUUUACUGUUUCACGCUCAUUUAUCACUCAUUUAAAUGGAAACCGUCUCGAGCCAGAGAGUCUCGCGGAGCCCCAAGUGCGCGCGCUGCCGCAAUCACGGCUUCGUGGUGGUGCUGAAGGGUCACGCGGGCCGGUGCCGGUUCUCGCAGUGCAGCUGCUGGAAGUGCGCGCUCAUCUCCGAGCGCACGCGGAUCAUGGCGAAGCAGCGGGGGAUCAGGAAGAGUCAGCGCGCGGAGGAGCACGAGACAGGCGCCGGGGAAACCGGAAACGGGAUCGGCGCCGCUUUAGAGGUGAACGGUGACCCGGUAUCCGGCGCCACAGAGCGCGUCACUAAGAGCCCGGCGCGUGGAACGGACACGGAGGACAAAACAUACACCGAGCUCGAGGUACCGGGACCGGCGGCGAGCGGCGCGUGGGCUCCGACUACCGAGCGCGAGAUCGCGCAAAAGUCCUCUGAUCAGUGCAAAGGAAUUCAAGAUAACGCCAUUUUAAGAGAGCAGCCCCAUUUGCCGUGGGAGUACUUCGUAACUGAAAUACCCCAGAACACUGUUUACUCGGGUGAUCUGGCCAUGGCGAUGCCCUUCCACCUGCACAGCCACUACGCCAAUGCCUACGCACGUCCCGCCUUCCUGGUCAGCUUCGGAGCACCUCCACUCGGAUCUGUCGGAUUUCCUCACAUUCCCCAGGCUGCACUGAUGGAGUCCAGACAGGAAGGUCCUGGUUUCUUCUACACGCCGUAUCUCCUUCAUCCAAAACCUGAACACUACCAACAAUAUGUCAGCGAGGGAGCUGACAUAUCUCCUCUGCAACACGGACACGACUCAGGAGUAAUUGAAGGCAGCCAGCGACGAGCAUCCAGACCUGCAGAGGCCGCUUUUCCAUGAAUGAAGAAAAAAAAAUAAAAAUUAUAGAGGACUCUCUUUACCCUGCUUUCACUCUCGAAAGUGGUGAAUCAAUAUUCAUUUCAUGACUUUCUUUAUUUUAUGCAAAUUAGUUAUGAUGGGAAUCCAAAUGAUUGGCUCAGGUUAAUUUCUCUACCCAAUCACGUCGCCUGAAUUCUCUCACGAGUUCAUUCAAUUCGCAUUUAACUGUGUUUGUUGCUCAGAAAUGGAGAAAAACAAAUGAUGUCCUUCUCCUGCUGCUUAUAAAACAGACAGGCCACGCCCCCAAGAAAUAACAUCAGAGCGACGUGUGAUGUGUUAGUGAGAUCACAGGGUUGGAGAACACAAAGUGCAAAGUUUUAUAUCAUUCUAUCUUCAUAUCAUCUGUAACUGGUUUGGAAAAUGAUUUAUAAUAAACACUCUAGCGAUGUGGUAAUUAGAAGCAAGGAUUGGUGUAUGGUUGCAUAUAUAAAAUUAUACAGUUUUUAUACCUACACCAUUCUUAAAAUGUUCUGUUCAUUGUUCCUCAUUUUUGUCAUUUCUAUCUUUAAUAUUUUGAGCCUAAAUUUUAGUUAUCUGGUAAACAUCUGCUGAUAAUCAUUAAAAAGGAUUUACAUUAAAUGUUUUCACUAUAAUGUUAAAAGACUGUGAGUUUACAAAGUUGUUCUAAUAAAUUUUCCAUUGUGCUUUGUUUCUAUUUUAAACACAUUUCAUGUUAAAGUGAUGUUACAAACAAAGCAAACAAGAAAACAGAUUAAACAUCAGAAUAAAAGAACAAAUUUUUAU
Molecule: messenger RNA, 1933 nt
Organism: Pangasianodon hypophthalmus (striped catfish)
Lineage: Eukaryota; Metazoa; Chordata; Actinopteri; Siluriformes; Pangasiidae
Product: doublesex- and mab-3-related transcription factor DM-W
Exons: 4
Coding region: 302-1150 (282 amino acids)
Biological process (GO): sex differentiation; germ cell development; regulation of transcription by RNA polymerase II
Cellular component (GO): nucleus
Molecular function (GO): RNA polymerase II cis-regulatory region sequence-specific DNA binding; DNA-binding transcription factor activity, RNA polymerase II-specific
Source: RefSeq, a predicted model, not a curated record